Messenger RNA from Toxotes jaculatrix (banded archerfish), 4406 nucleotides. RefSeq names its product TBC1 domain family, member 10C (gene tbc1d10c). The record is from RefSeq and is a predicted model, not a curated record. The transcript has 10 exons. The coding region runs from base 95 to 4069 and encodes 1324 amino acids. NCBI's taxonomy places the organism in Eukaryota, Metazoa, Chordata, Actinopteri, Toxotidae.
GAGGAAGUUUGUCUUCCUCUCCCAUCACUGGAGGCUCUCACACUUCACCUCUUCAGCAACGAGUGCUCAAACAUGACGGAAAUGCAAGAGUAAGAUGUUGAGUCCAUCGAGUCCAACCCAGAAGAACCCCACUGAGGAGGACAGCUCUGGAUCUGAUGCAGGGUCAGAGGUCAGCCUGGAACCGGAGACAGACCGGUUUGGCUUCAUUUUGACCAAUGGAUCCACAGCUGGGAGUGUGGGCCCGCCCCCUGAGUUGGUCAGGCAGAGGGAGACCAAAUGGAUAAAUAUCAUUCUCCAAUGGGAUCGCAUUUUGUUGAAGAAGACCAGUAAGGUCAAAGUGCAGUGUCAGAAAGGCAUCCCUGCCUCACUCAGAGCUAAGUGCUGGCCUCUGCUGUGUGCAGCCACUGACAGGAUGAAACAAAAUGAAAAACUCUAUGAGUCUCUGGACUCGCAGCCCGCCCUGCAGAGCUGGGUGGAUGUGAUUGAAAGAGACCUGGACCGACAGUUCCCCUUUCAUGAAAUGUUCCUCUCCAAGGAUGGACAUGGGCAACGUGGUUUGUUCCGGGUGUUGAAAGCCUACACUCAGUACCAACCAGAAGAGGGCUACUGCCAGGCCCAGGGGCCUGUAGCUGCAGUGCUGCUGAUGAACAUGCCCGCUGAGGAGGCCUUCUGGUGUUUGGUGCAGAUCAGCGAGCAGUACCUGCCUGGAUACUACAGCCCUCUGCUGGAGGGAGUCCUGUUUGAUGCAGGCAUGCUGACCUGGGUCUUGAAAAGGACUUGUCCAGCUGCACACAAACACCUGCAGCACCACGGAGUGGAGCCCCUCAUGUUUGCCACUGACUGGCUGAUGUGUCUGUUCACACGCCACCUGCCAUUCAACACUCUCCUCCGAGUCUGGGACCUGUUUUUCUGCUAUGGGGUGCGGGUGCUGCUCCAGGUGGCGGUGGUGCUGGUGCGUCGGGUGCUGGGUCGUGCCGAGCAGAGGAAACAGUGCCAGGGCCAAAUGGAGACUCUGGAGAAGCUGAGGGGCAUCAGGGAGCAGGUCCAAGAAGAAGAUGAUGCCUUUAUAGCAGAGGUGUGCUCGGUGCCGCUGUCAGCCAGAGAUCUGGAGAAACACACACAGAAGGAGUUAGAAAAGUGGAGGAAAGACAGACCCUCCUCCACCUUUGACCCCAGAGGUCGCUGCCAAGGAUACCGGAUGGCGUGUGCAAGGGCUCGACAGAACAAGGAAGAGCAGGACAGGAAAGACAGAGAGAAAGGGAACCUUUCCGUCCCUCUUUCUCGUUCAGCCUCCACUCUGUCGCUGUCUCCUUCGCUCCUUCACAAGAGGCUGAGGAAAGGGGGAAAAGCAAACACAGGUGAUUGGGAAGGCGGUGGUAAAGUUGUGAGGCAUCUUUCAAUGGCAUCAAAAGAGGACUGGAGAAGCUGGAAUGAGAUAAACUUUAAGGCAGUGCAGGGUGUUCAGGAGGAGGAGGACAUAGAGGAACACAAAAAACAGAGUGAGUCAAAACUAACAGCACAAACUGAAGAGAAAGAACUUUCAGAGGAACCUAAAGAGAUGGACAAAGUCCAAAACAUACCAACAGAGCACGCAGAAGAACCAGUAAUAGUAAAAGAACAGAUUGAACAAGUCGAAACAAGAAUCACUGAGAAUGAGGAAAGUCAACCCAAAGAGACAGAGGACAACAAGUUGCUUUCAGAACAGACAGAGGAAACAAAUGUGGAGACAGAACAAAACCAAGGUCCAGCCAAAGAUGAGACUGUUGAAAAUAUUCUUCCGCCCACUGAACAUACCUCUCACCAUGACCAGGGAGAGGAGCUGGACUCUUAUAGCCAGUCACAAGUCCUGGAGCAACAGAGUCACAAAGGCCAGGACGAGGAAACCGAGAUCAAAGAUGAAAAGGAGGAAAUAAUAGAACAAGUGCCAGAAAGUGAGCAUUUAGCUGCUGUGGAGGAAAAUCAGAGUGAGGCAGAGAAAGAUGCUGAUGCAGACACACACACAGACGAAGAAAUGCAAGUAAGUGUAGACUCGAGCGAGGAACAGAUGACUCAGGCAGACAUGAAACCAGAAGAGAGGACAGGAAGUAAAAAUGAGCAUCAGAUGCAGGUGGACACAGUCACUGAAGCCUCAGAAACAAUAAUUGAGACAAGUCCAUGCUUAGAGACCGACAGCAACACCGAAGCAGGAACUUUCAUAGACCCGGAUCUAACAUUAGGGACAGAGACACAGGAAGAAGUGAUUACAGAGACAGACAAAAGCCUACAGGGUGAUGCAUUUGAAGUAAAACACCACAGUACUGAGUCAUUAGCCAAAAGGGAAGUCAUAGAAGAAUGCCACACCCAAACAGAGACAGAAACUGAAGAAAAGGUGGAGGAAAAUGCAGCCACACAGGACGAAUUGGAGACCGAAACAGUACAAAUAGAUUCAGAACAACCCAUAGAUUCAAAGACAGAGACAGAGGCAGAGGCAGAAACAUUAAUCCUGCUUUCACCUGAGUGCAUCCCACAAGAAGAAGACACCGACAGAGUCGGUGACACACAGGCUGAAGCAGAAACACCAGUUGAUUCAGAACAACCCAUAGAUUCAAAGACAGAGACAGAGACUGAGACAGAGGCAGAAACAUUAAUCCUGCUUUCACCUGAGUGCAUCCAACAUGAAGAAGACACUGACAGAGACGGUGACACACAGGCUGAAGCAGAAACACCAGUUGAUUCAGAACAACCCAUAGAUUCAAAGACUGAGACAGAGGCAGAAACAUUAAUCCUGCUUUCACCUGAGUGCAUCCAACAAGAAGAAGACGCUGACAGAGUCAGUGACACACAGGCUGAAGCAGAAACACCAGUUGCGGACGAUACAGUGAAGGAGUCAAGUGAAGACUUUGCUCACUGUUCAGAGAAAGAGUGUGAUACAGAAGCAUCUGAACCCACACAGGAAAAAGAAGAAAUAACUUUGACUGUGUCCCCAGAGACACAGGUUGACAAUGAUCAAACGCAAGCAGAGGAAAUACCAACUGAAUCUCAGACGACCGUGGAAACGACUGAUUCUUUAGCACCUCCAGAGAAGGAGGAGACCUCCAAGGAGGCUGAAGCAGUGAAUCUCGCCACAGAGCCUGAUGGGGAAAUGAGUUCAGUAGAAAUGAGUACCUCUGAGGAACCUGCACCUGAAGAACUGACAAGCCAGGCCACUAUGUGUCCUUUAAAGGAAGGAGAAAGCACACAAAAAGUCGAAGAAAACACUGUAGGAGAGGAUGACGUCUUCAUUUCUACUCCUAACUUGACAGACAAUCCACAUACUGACUGCAACCGACAGGUCCAGAAUAAAGAUGAUUCUCCGGCUGAGCCGAAUAACAGCGGCGUGGCACAAGCCUCUGGGCACCGUAGUAGUAGGUCGUCUGGUGACUUUUGUGUCCGCAAGCCUUCCAGCUCCCGUGGACCCAGGUUAGCACGUAGGCUCUCAGAAGAUCUCUUCACCGCCCCACAGAAACCUACUCAGUCACAAUCUACCCCUGAUCAACCAGAAGUUAAACACACUGAAUCACAGUCCAAUCCUGGAGCUGUAAACCCGACCCAAACUCCUCCCGAUGAGACUCGGUCUUCAAAAGUCACUUUAUCACUGUCCGCAGAAGAGAAAGAGGGGACAGUGGCAGAGCACGAGCGGCCCCCACCAACUAAACGUUUUGGUCUCUUCCGCAGACUGAGAGGAGAGCAGCCCAAAAAGGCAAAGGAAAAGGGGGCACAGAAAAUGCAAGUCCCCAAAAUCUUGAUUCAGGACUUCAGUGAUGGAACGGGGAAAGUGGUUGAGGACAAGGGUGAGGAGAAACUUAGCUCUAGGGAGAGGAGGAGGAGGCGGAGGGAGAGAGAAAGAAGGGAGAAAGAGGAAGAGAGGCUAAGGAGGAAGCAAGAAAAGGAGAUGGAGAAGGAGAGGGAGCGAGAGAGGAGGAAACCUCAGACGAGGGGGAAAAGUUUUCAAGUGCAAAAGGAGAAAGGUACCAAUGAUCCGUCUCACUCUGCAAAGACUGGCUCACAGACGCUUAGAUAUUCUGCUUCUUAUGCUGAAUCUUAUUUUUGACAAAUGUUCGCAAUAACAACUGAAGUGAUGAGGUCUGAGGCACAUGGUUACGGUUGUAGUUUAUGGCAGUAUGUCUUUAAAUUGUUUGCAUUAAGGUAAUAGUUCCAUUUUAUGUGUUAAGGAAUUUCGGGCCUUUGUUUACAGUUAGCCAAUGCCAUAUUUUUGCUGCACCUUAUUAAAAGCUCUUACCAUAACCAUGGACUCCAGACCUUAUCCUUCCUGAUCCUAAAGCACACGUUCCCCUCAUCCUAAAUCUUUGCCAUACUUGAACCUUUUUCACAUGUAAAUAAACAAUAAAUGAUGUUUAGACACUUUGAAAAAUAAGUUUGUUUUAUUU